This is a messenger RNA of Setaria italica (foxtail millet), 1306 nucleotides long. Its product is annotated as epoxide hydrolase A. The record is from RefSeq and is a predicted model, not a curated record. The transcript is spliced from 4 exons. Lineage: Eukaryota; Viridiplantae; Streptophyta; Magnoliopsida; Poales; Poaceae. Gene Ontology annotation, molecular function: hydrolase activity. The coding region runs from base 77 to 1069 and encodes 330 amino acids.
GCGAUAGCGAGACCCGCCUGUCCCAAUCAUCAGUCAACAGCAGCACCACCCCGACGGGCAACGGCGCAGCGACGCCAUGGCGGCGGUGAGGCACCGGCAGGUGGAGGCUAACGGGAUCUCGAUGCACGUCGCGGAGGCCGGCCCGGAGGGCUCCUCGGCCCCCGCGGUGCUGUUCGUGCACGGCUUCCCGGAGCUGUGGUACUCGUGGCGCCACCAGAUGGGGUACCUCGCCGCGCGCGGCUACCGCUGCGUCGCGCCCGACCUCCGGGGCUACGGAGGCACCACCGCGCCGCCGGAACCGUCCUCCUACACCGCCUUCCACGUUGUCGGCGACCUCAUCGCGCUCCUCGACGCCCUCCGCCUCCCGAAGGUGUUCGUGGUGGGGCACGACUGGGGAGCCAUCGUGUCGUGGAACCUGUGCGUCCUGCGGCCGGAUCGGGUGCGCGCGCUCGUCAACCUCAGCGUUGCCUUCAUGCCCAGGCGCCCCGGCGUCAAGCCCGUCGAGUACUUCCGCGCCGCAUACGGCGACGACUACUACGUCUGCCGAUUCCAGGAACCUGGAGUUGAAGCAGAAUUCGCUGCUUUUGACUUGAAGAGUUUCUUCAAAUUGGCAUUGACUGUUAAUACCACAGGCUCUUCUUCUAUGAAUCUUCGAAAAAUGCAAGCAUACAAUAAGGAAAUAGCACUCCCUUCUUGGCUCUCUGAGGAAGAUGUCAGUUACCUUGCUAGUGUGUAUGCAAAAACUGGAUUUGCUGGUGGAGUAAAUUACUAUCGCUGCUUAGACCUGAACUGGGAACUGAUGGCACCAUGGACAGGAGCAAAGGUGCAGGUGCCAACUAAGUUCAUUGUUGGGGACGGUGACCUGGCAUACCAUCACCCGGGAGUGAGGAGCUACAUCCACAAGGGCGGGCUCAAGAGGGACGUGCCUAUGCUUGAGGAGGUGGUGGUUAUCAAGGGCGCUGGGCACUUCAUCCAGCAGGAAAGAGCACAGGAAAUCAGCAAGCACAUCUACGACUACAUCAAGAAGUUUGAAACCGGUGCUUCGACGCUAAAAGUUUCGAAACUGUGAGAUUGAUAACUUGUGUACAGAACUCAUUGUCUGGGAACCUUUGUACAUGUACUGCUUCGGGAAUGGACCAUAGGCAUGGCAUGAAGAUGUUACAUUUUGGAGAAAGAGCGUGGGAGGGAAGGUGUUUGAUCAUCUUUAGCAUUGUGUAAUAUUUCAUCUAUCCCUUAAUAAAUCGGAAGACUUUUUGUAACACAACAUUUCUUAAGCACGCAGCAUAGACAUUGCAUGUUGGAGAAA